CCCCGAGAGUUCCUCGCUGCGCAGUCUCCGGUACAGGGCGCGAGCGGGGACAAAUUCAGCUCCGUUCCCCUCUCUGUGUCUAGGGGUUGAGCUGGGCGGGGGGCGUGCUGAGGAUGGAGGACAAGCCCUACGGCAGCCUCAAGCCCUCUCUGGACAGGCUCACCCUGGGGGUCAUCCGGAUAUUGGAAGCUUCUCCAGGAGUCGAUGAGGUGACAUUUGUGGAAAAGGAGCCAGCUGAACGUCACUCUGUUGUUUCCUGGGAGCAGAAAAACUCCUGUGUAUUGCCAGAGGAUUUAAAGAAUUUCUACCUAAUGACUGAUGGCUUCCACAUGACCUGGAGUGUUAAGUUUGAUGAUAACCCCAUGCCACUGGGCUCCAUGGUGAUUAACAGCAUCUCUAAGCUAAGUCGCCUUGGUGGAUCGUCGGCGUACGCUCUACCCAAUGCACCAACUCUCGCUGACCUGGAAGAUGAUCUGGAUGAGGAAGGUAAUGAAGACCAGCCAGAAAAGCCUCACUUUGACUCUCGUAGUCUGAUAUUUGAAUUAGACCCAUGCAAUGGGAACGGGAAAGUUUGCCUUGUUUAUAAGCACACCAAACCAGUUGUCACCCCAGACACUGAGAUAUGGUUUCUGGACAGAGCUCUGUACUGGCAUUUCCUCACCGACACCUUCACUGCCUACUACCGACUGCUGAUCACCCACCUGGGUCUCCCGCAAUGGCAGUAUGCCUUUACGAGCUACGGUGUCAGCCCUCAGGCUAAGGUAAAGCAGGAGGCUAAACUAGCUAAGAAACCAUUGACCACUUGCAAAGCAAGCGACAGAGGCGUUUUGACUGACCACCAUGGGCGGGGCUGCCUGCCAGGGAUGGUGUCACUUUAAACAUCCAGAAGCAUUUUAAAUUGGGCAACAUGGAAAUGUUCUCUGGCUUCCAAUCACCAUGGGGUGAGAUGGCCUCUCGGGGUGGGAGAGAAACUCUGUGGUUCGCUGAGUUUUCCCCAAAUGCUGCUGUUGAGAGUGGGGUUUGCCACACACCACCAUCCUGGAAUGAACAAGUGGGACCAUCCCUAGACCAAGGAAUCCCAGAGCUCUGGGCAGGUGCAGGAGACCCACAGGGCCAUCUGCACAGAAGCAGAGAGCCACGCACAGGUGGAGAUUUCAGCGCUGAGGCUCCUUGCUGCAUGCUGCUCCUGGAGGAAUGGAAUCUCCUCCACUCACCAUUCCCACUUUCCAGGUUCUCAGCACCCAGGUGUGUUACCCCUCAGCCAUUCACUCACUGGGGUUUGGCCUGCACUGCUUGGAUAGCAAAGCACCAGUUCCUUUUCCCAUGAGGUACUGAGCAUCUCCCAUCGAGUGCCCCAGAGCUGGGGGUGCUCAGCGCUUUGCAGGAUCAGGCCCAGAAGAGUAAAGGAGGCAACCCAACCAUUCGAUUGUACCUCUGGCCACUACAGGAUGAACAACACCAUAAUCCCUGGUACUAGCACAUUGCACCGCUGUCCUACUCACCAGAGAU
Molecule: messenger RNA, 1509 nt
Organism: Gopherus flavomarginatus (Mexican gopher tortoise)
Lineage: Eukaryota; Metazoa; Chordata; Testudines; Testudinidae
Gene: TPGS2
Product: tubulin polyglutamylase complex subunit 2
Exons: 8
Coding region: 114-878 (254 amino acids)
Biological process (GO): protein polyglutamylation
Source: RefSeq, a predicted model, not a curated record